AUGUUCAGUCCCACUGAUAGUCUGAGAGAGAUCAGUCAACAGCUGUCCUCUGGCAUGACCCAGGAGCUCACUGCCUUCUGCAACUCUCUGGGACCUGGUCAUGGCAGCCUACCUCGGCUGAGUGGUAAGGUGUCUGAUGUGCAGGUUAGUUCCCUGCUCCAGAGCUGCUAUCAGAACUGCCAGGCCCUGCCCAGGGUCUACCAACACUACGGACCCUCUCCCAUACAGCCCCUGUCUGUAGAGAUGCAGAUACUACUCACUGUAUACUACCUGGUGCAACUAGGCCCAGACCAGGUCCCACUGAUCCAGGACCUGGAGCAGAUCUUCAUGCGCUCCUGGAGAGAGUCCCACCUCCGUGAGAUUCGCCAGCACCAGCAGCCCCAGCCUGGCCUCUCCCUCCCCCAGGCGCCCUCUACACUGCCGGGGCUGCCACAGGCCCAGGCCCUCACCCCCUCCCAGCUGCCCUGGCUGGCCCAGCUGGCAGCCUCGUCAUGUGGGGAGGGUGUGGUGGUGCUGGAGGAGAAGGCCUCGAUGGCUCUGGGACUGGCUGGCACCUUCACUAGGCUGAUGGAGGGACAUGGUGAUGUAGAUGUGUUGCUGGGGAGUGUUGCUAGGGAGAGCAGGAGCCAUCCGCCCCCUCUGUCCAGCAGUCAGGAGUCCACAGGAGACAGCAGCCCUAGAGACAGACAGACGGACAGAGCUACAUGCAGCCCCAAAGAGCCAGCCACAGACAACCCCAAAGACAGAGCUGAGAGCCACAAGGACUCCUGCUCAGAGUACUGUGUGGAGUGGCGGGAGGUGCGGCCCAUCCAGUUGGCGGUAGCCAGGAAGCUGCUGUCCCAUGUGUGUGCCAUCGCUGACUCCAGCACUCAGAACCUGGACCUGGGCUCCUUCGACAGGGUCGACUUCCUCAUCUGUGUCCCCCCUUCUGAGGUCACCUUCCAACAGACUGUACUGCAUCUCUGGAACUCAGGUGUCCUCCAGCAGCUGGGGUUGGAGCAGGAGUGUCUGUCUCAGAGAGAAGCUGAGCACUACGUGGUCAAGAUGGACCAGGAGGCGAGGGCGCGCAUUGAUGACCUCAUACAGGAAGCACACAGGAACUCUAACACACUCUACAUCCUGGUCCACGACCACGCACACUGGGACAUCAGCAGUGGGCCGUACGGUGCCAGCGGUGGUGACUCCGGCGGUGGGUUGGUGGACAGCCUGCUCAACUCCCUUCAGAUCAGAGAUGCCACCAACAUCCUGACUCUCCACGUCACCUCAUUCCCCUUUGCCCUGCAGACACAACACACACGUAUCAGCCCUUACAACGAGAUACACUGGCCCUCUGCUUUCAAUAACGACAUGGAUCUGUACCAUGAGAAGACGCGGUACUUUGGUGUGUCUGAGCUGCUGGACUCGACUCGUUCAGGCAGCGGUCUGCCUCUCCUCCGCUACGACAGUUCCUUCGAAAGCAUGGCCUCUGUCCUGGAGGAGAGGUUCCCCAAGCUACACAGUGCAGUGAUCCGGACUCAGGUUCUGGUCCAGCACUACUGUGUGGCUCUGAUGGCCGUGUCAGGUCGGCCUGGCUCAGGGGGGCGGAGCAUACAUAAACACACCUCCGUCGAGACGCUGGAGAUUGUCCAGAGUCUGCUCAGCUCCGCCCAGCGAUGCCCCACCCACCACGGUCACAUGGUGCUGCUACGGAUCCCCUCAUUGGCUCUGGCAGGGUGGGCUCACCAGCGGCUGGCGUGGGUCAGACAGAGACUGGGGCUGGGGGAGCGCUUUGAGAUCAUCCUGGGAAACCCCAGCCAAGCCCUCAGCAUAGGACAGAGCUUCACUGAGCGCAUCAAGACAUGGCUGAAGAUCCAGGAGACAGACUGGGUUCCCCGUACCUACCUGGAGCUAGAGGCUCUCCCCUGUAUCCUCAUCCUCUCUGGGGCAGACCCCCUGGGAGAGUCCCUACCCAGAUCACUGAAGUACUGUGAUCUGCGUGUGAUAAGCUCCUCCUACCUGCAGCGCACGGCAUUGGAGCAGGAGCUAGGAUUGGCGGCCUACCUGGUGAGGGUGGAGUCCCAGGGGUCACAAUCCCACGGCCACGCCCCCGGCCUGGGCAGUGACCUAUCAGAGAGCGACUCAGACAAACUCAACAGCACCGACAACGAGGAGGAGGGGGGAGAGAACAGUGAGAGAUGUUCAGUUAAAUUAAAUACAACUAAAUUCUACUGGGCCAGCUCCUUCAGACCUCUGCUGAGUAAGAUGAUGACGUGUACAGAACAGUCUCUGUAUUACCGCCAGUGGACCAUCCCAAGGCCUUGCCACAUGGACAGCAGCAACCGCCCCGCAGAGGGACGCACGGACAACUUCCAUCCCCGCAGACUGCUGCUCAGCGGGCCCCCACAGGUGGGGAAGACAGGGGCGUACCUCCAGUUUCUGGGCAUCCUGUCUCGUAUGCUGAUCAGGCUGAUGGAGGUGGACAUCUAUGACGAGGAAGAGAUCAACACCAGUGACCAGCUGGAGUGUGUCCAGUACCACCCAGCCUGUGCCCCCUGGCCGAUAAUAGGCACACUGAGGGGCAUGCCCUUCGACUACACCAUCCACAACCCCAAAUAUGAAGACAUCAGCACUGUCUAUUGCCCUGACUACUACCCCAACACUGACGGGAACCCCAGACGUAAGGAGGACGUGUAUCUGCGGAGGCGUACGACCAGGACCAAACUGUCCAAAUACGCAGCCUACAACACCUACCACCACUGUGAACAGUGUCACCAGUACACGGGCUUCAACCCCGGAUACCAGAUGUAUGAAUCGCUGCUGCAUGGCUUCACCUUCUCCCACCUGCUGCUGGGUGAGGAGAUCCAGCUCUACUUCAUCAUCCCCAAGUCUAAGCAACACCACUUCAGCUUCAGCCAACCAGGAGGCCAACUAGAGAGCAUGAGACUGCCCCUCGCCUCCGAUUGGAACCCAGACUGCAUCAAGAGCCCCAUCUUCACCCCGACAACGGGUCGUCAUGAGCACGGCCUGUUUAACCUGUACCAUGCCAUGGACGGGGCGGCCCACCUCCACAUCCUGGUUAUCAAGGAGUACGAGAUGGCUGUCUAUAAGAAGUACUGGCCCAACCACAUCAUGCUGGUGCUGCCCACUGUCUUCAAUGGAGCCGGCAUCGGUGCUGCCCACUUCCUGAUCAAGGAGCUGUCCUAUCACAACCUGGGGCUGGAGCGCAGGCACAGGCUGGAAGGAGGGGGGCCGCCGGCCGACGUCUGGCCCUUCAUCAUAGUCUCUGAUGACUCCUGCGUCAUGUGGAACGCCGUGGACCUGGACUCACACAGUGCCCCAGGGCCUGUAGAGAGGAACGUGUCUCUGAAGCAGGUGCUGCAGCACAUGGAGGCGUGUCCCGACCUCACCCAGUACGGCCUCUGUGGGAUCAGGAAGUGGGGCAGUUGCUCCCCGGGUCAGGGGAAGGGGGGAGGAGCCCGUCACGGGGAACCGUUCUCCAGAGGACACCUCCACGACUUCCUGCUUCUCAAUGUGGACCUGACCCAGGACGUCCAAUACAACGAGAACAGGUUCAUGUGUGAUGAUGUGGACUUCACCCUGCGAGCCCACAGUGCUGGUCUGCUCAUCUGUCGUUUCAACAACUUCAGUGUGAUGAAGAAACAGAUCGCUAUCGGAGGAUACCGUACCUUCAUCAUCAAGACCAAGAUAACUGACGUCCCCACCUCCAUCCAGCCGUCACAGUACAUCUGUGCCCCGGACAGCAAGCAUCCAUUCCUGGCCACGCCUGCACAGCUACUGCUGGAGAAAUACCUGCAACACUCUAGCCUGUUCCCCCUUAGCACAUGCAACUACACACACCCCAUACUGUCUGUAGACUGCUACCUCAACCUGGGGCCUGAGGUGACGGUGUGUUUUGUGAGUUCCAGACCUCGCUCCAUCAACAUCUGUACUACAGGGCUGCUGUUCAGCGGCCUGCUGCUCUGCUUCUGCGAUUCCUUCGUCACACCAGGCUUUCUUAAGAAGUUUCACUUCCUCAAAGGUGCGAUUCUGUGUGUGAUAUGUGCUGACCGCAGCUCUCUGAGACAGACGGUGGUGAGGCUGGAGCUCGAGGACGAGUGGAGGUUCCGGCUGAGUGACGAGUUCCAGACGGCCAACGCUAAAGAGGACCGCCCCCUCUUCUUCCUCACAGGGAAACAUAUAUGAACUGCCGUACCCCUCACCGUGAGCCCUGCAGUGGGGUCAAAACAGAAAGCCAAAAACUGGCAGUAUUCUUCUGGUGGAUCAAGCCAAUAACCCAUAGACAGUAGUUGGUAGUGAAUAUAGCUACAGUUGAAGUCAGAAGUUUACAUACACUUAGGUUGGAGUCAUUAAACCUCGUUUUUCAACCACUCCA
Messenger RNA from Salvelinus sp. IW2-2015, 4372 nucleotides. The record is from RefSeq and is a predicted model, not a curated record. Lineage: Eukaryota; Metazoa; Chordata; Actinopteri; Salmoniformes; Salmonidae.